GCGGGCGUUGCGCAGAAGCGGCGGCUGUGAGGGGGUACAAACCAGGGAGGGGGAAGUUGGUUCCGUACCGAGCCGUUACUUUCCCCAGGAAUUGGGUAGCCUUGGUGCAUUAGGUGCAACUUCUGCGCUAUGGGAAAGAGAAACAAGAGGACAGCAGAUAGUUCGUCCUCUGAAGAUGAGGAGGAAUAUGUUGUGGAGAAGGUUCUAGACAGGCGUGUUGUGAAGGGUCAAGUGGAGUAUCUUCUCAAGUGGAAAGGAUUCUCUGAGGAGCACAACACUUGGGAACCUGAGAAGAAUCUUGACUGCCCUGAACUGAUUUCUGAGUUUAUGAAAAAAUACAAAAAAAUGAAGGAAGGUGAAAAUAAGCCCCGGGAGAAAUCAGAGAGCACCAAGCGGAAGUCAACCCUUGCCAACAAUACUGAAGACAUCAAAGCCAAAAAGAAGAGAGAGAGCACCGAUAUUGCCAGGGGCUUUGAAAGAGGUUUGGAGCCGGAAAAGAUCAUCGGAGCCACAGACUCCUGCGGAGAUUUGAUGUUCCUAAUGAAAUGGAAAGACACGGAUGAGGCCGACCUGGUUCUAGCGAAGGAAGCCAAUGUGAAAUGCCCUCAAAUUGUGAUAGCGUUUUAUGAAGAGAGACUGACCUGGCAUGCGUACCCAGAAGACGCCGAAAACAAAGAGCGGGAAGCAGUGAAAAGCUAAAGUGGCCAGGGUCCUCGGUCCGUCCAUAGUUGUACAUAUCCGCCCUCCCUUCCCCUCCGCCCAAAUGCAUCCAUGAAAAUGUGCUUAUUACUGUGCUCAACAGGCGAAACGUUGGUAUUGGUUGGUUUAGUCAUAACAUAAAUGGCGUGAGUCGUGUUCAGUUUCACUCCAAGAGAUUGACAUGCUGUGUGUGUUCUUCUCUUCCCUCAUCUCAGAAUCCCCCAAAUGGUUCUUGUUUUGAAAGUCCUCUCAGAGCCUCCAGGCCUUUCCUUCCUGGCCUGGCUGUUCAGUUCUGCAUCUUCAGCUUCGUCAUGUUGUGUGUGGAGGGUGGUUGUCCCUCAUUGCUUGAGAGAGCUGUUGAAACGGUGAUGGGAGCUGCCUGCAUUCAGGGAAGACCCAACUGACUCAGCACAUGCUUUAGAUUCUGAGAUUGCCCAAAUAACAGUCAAGCCAGGAGUACAUAAGGGCUCUUUCUAGUUGUUUUAAGAAUGGCUGAUAACUUGAUGGAAUUGGAUUCCAGGAUGCUGAAUAGCAGUUCUCAUCCUGGUUCCCAGUGCCAACUUCAUCGGCUCCAUUCAUUCCUACUCAACAGCCUUGUUUUCUAGCUGCAGGGCAGGAGCAGGUAAAUCUGAGAAGGGAAUGAACCAGCAGAGCCUAAUUAGCUGGCAAGAACAGCCUGCCCCCCUCCAACCUGUCCUUUCAUGCAAUCAAAUCUAGUAUCCUUCUACCCUCUACCCUUUUAUUUUUCUUACCUUGCAUUAACAGUGUGUUACAUAGACCACACCCCAGCCAAAUUUUGUGCCAUGUUUGAGAUCCUUCUCUGUCACUGGCUGUUCCCCCACCCCUGCCCUCCUAAAAUUGUGCUUCCGAAAUUUGGUUUGUGUCUGGGCUCUUAUCACCAUUUGGGUGAGUCUCUUCAUUGCUUCUUUGCAUGCAGCAGGGUUCCCCAGCAUGACCACCUGUUUGAAAGAGAUCUUUUGUUCUGGGAUCUCAGCCUACUCUCAUUUCCAUGAGAAGCCGUUUACUCCAAAUCAUUGUAAAGGAAAACAACUACCUAGCACUCUUUGCUUGCAAACACUUGGCUGUGUCUGCUUAUACAGAGCACACCUGUCUAGAAACAGCUCAGAAGACGCAGUGGCUGUCCCGGAGUGGCAUUUUCAUUUUCUUUGGCUGGCACCUGCAACUUACAGCAUUACUCUGCCCCAGCAGUUGAAUGAUUCCGUGUUUAGGGUGUUGGGGCUGUUAAUAAUAGGGAGUCAUUCCAGCAGUUGCUUCCCCUCUUGUUCAAUGCAGUGAGGGGCUGGAGGACCCAAGUCACAGAAAGCGGGUUGUGGAAUUCCCCUCGGUAGUGCCCUUUUCCGAUGACAAUUCCCCAUGCAUGUGUCCCCCCCCCCCCCCCGCACGCACGGAAUGUCUGUAUUGUGUAGUAUAGUUGGGACUUCAGGGCCUUUCAGAAUGAGAUGUUGGCAAACAAUUUUGUCUUCGCUUUCCCUCCCGUGCUGCAACUCUUGACAAUAAAAGGCAAAGCUGACAGUAUUAACAUUGAUCGGUGCCGGCCUCCCACCAGCUGGGUUUGGGGGUGCCUGAGGGCCAUUAAGGGUCAUGCAUGCUGGUAAUAGACUUGAUAGGAGCCUGCAAAAGGAUCAAUUUUGAAGUGAGCCAGACUUUUUUUUACUGUAGAAUUGAAAUGUCACUAUUCCUUGCAUUUCCUUCAAAUCUUCUUUCAGGGUCUGUGGCUUAGCUCUUUUGCCUGAUCCCCCACCUCACCCCCACUCUGCUCGCCCAGCCAUAUUCUUCUUGCUUCUUUUUGUAGGGGUGAGAAGGUGAGGGGUGUUCCCACCAGUGCUUGAUAGCAAAUCCCUGUUUGGUGCUACUGCUUGCUUGAGUUUUGCAUUGUGAACUUCUGCUUUCUCUUGUUUUCCUGCAGCAGACAAUUGAGAGAUGGUUCUCCGUUCGAUGCCUCUGUUGUUCUAAGCCCUGUCAGGAAUCUGUACUUGUGUGUAGUUUGGAUGUGGCAUGGUUAACAUAAGUUUGGGCUACUACUGGUGACUUCUUUGUCAAUCAGUGGACUUUCUCAUUUCCAGCACAGUUAACUUUUGUUAAAUGCCCAGCGCCAAGGGUCACUUUUUCAGAAUUCUUCUGGCCCAAUUGCCGGAGGUAGUCAUGACAACCAUAUUGGAACAAAAAGCCAUUUAUAAAAGGGAAGUGUGUUUUGUUGGACAGGUCCCUCAAAUGACUCCUGGCAACUAGAUUAGGAAACAUGUAUCGCAUCCCCUUUCAGAGGACCCCAGGACUGGUGCAACCCUUUUGCUAUGCAGACUUUGCAGCUUGCUGUGACCAAAUAGGCCUGCUUCUCCUGCAGCCUUUCCCAACCUGGUGCCCUCCAGGUGUGUUGGACUACAAUUCCCACCAUCUCCCAGCAAGCACAUUUGGAGGAUACCAGUUUGGGGAAGGUCGUUGUACCUAAUGCGCAAGGAGAGCAUGCCGGUACCUAUUGGUGCUUGUGGGGUUGGUGAGCUAAAUUUCAUCGGUGACAACUUGGGCAUUUUCUCGGCUGCCUCAUUUGAUGAAGGGGGUUCUGCAGGAGGGGAUGAGUUGAUGGGAAAGAGCAUAAGCAGGUAGAUUUAAAAAAAAACAUUGCUUGUCUGGAGUCGUUACUUAGCAUGGACAGUUGUCUGUGAAAGUGUUGAGCUCAAGAGAUAGACGAAGGUGCUUCUCUCACAGAGACAGCUAAAGACUAGAUCCGUAGCCCUGUGCUCCUGGUUCCCAUUUGA
Molecule: messenger RNA, 3473 nt
Organism: Elgaria multicarinata webbii
Lineage: Eukaryota; Metazoa; Chordata; Lepidosauria; Squamata; Anguidae
Gene: CBX5
Product: chromobox 5
Exons: 5
Coding region: 130-699 (189 amino acids)
Biological process (GO): chromatin organization; negative regulation of transcription by RNA polymerase II
Cellular component (GO): nucleus; pericentric heterochromatin
Molecular function (GO): chromatin binding
Source: RefSeq, a predicted model, not a curated record